UACUGGCGGGGGGAGGGGUGGGGUUUAGAGGAAGCGGAAGUGUCAGAGCAGGCGGAAGUGGUACUGCCCUGAAUACUCUGAGCAGCGAGCGGAGGACGGCUUGAUAAACUCCCAUCGUUCAGAGACUAAAAUCGGGAUUCCUUGUACGCUCAAAAUCCUAAAAAAUGGAUAAGAACGACCUGGUGCAGAAAGCCAAGCUGGCUGAGCAGGCCGAGCGCUACGACGACAUGGCGGCUGCCAUGAAGGCGGUGACGGAGCAGGGCCUGGAGCUCAGCAACGAGGAGCGCAACCUGCUCUCCGUCGCCUACAAGAACGUGGUGGGGGCCCGCCGCUCAUCCUGGCGCGUCAUCUCCAGCAUCGAGCAGAAGACGGAGGGGAACGAGAAGAAACAGCAGAUGGCCCGCGAGUAUCGUAUGAAGAUCGAGACUGAACUCCAAGAAAUCUGCAAGGAUGUGCUGAAUCUGCUCGACAAAUUCCUCAUUGCCAACGCGAGUCAGGCGGAGAGCAAGGUGUUCUACCUCAAAAUGAAAGGAGACUACUUCAGAUACCUGUCGGAGGUGGCAUCCGGGGACGCAAAGAAGGACACGGUGGAGAACUCUCAGCAGGCCUACCAGAACGCCUUCGACAUCAGCAAGAAGGACAUGCAGCCCACACACCCCAUCCGGCUGGGCCUGGCCCUCAACUUCUCCGUCUUCUUCUACGAAAUCCUCAACUCGCCCGAGCAGGCCUGCACUCUGGCCAAGCAGGCCUUCGACGAGGCGAUCGCAGAGCUCGACACCUUGAACGAGGACUCGUACAAAGACAGCACGCUGAUCAUGCAGCUAUUAAGGGACAACCUCACUCUGUGGACAUCAGAAAACCAGGGCGACGAGGGCGAGACCGGCGACGGAGACAACUAGAGCGCACACUUCACUGUUGACCCAUGACCCCACUCUCCCCCUCCUCCUCUUCCUCUGGUCUCUCUUCCUCUCUCCCCUCUUCUUCCUUCUCUUCGUACACAUAAAAAAAAGCCCUGUUCAUCCUACCCACCUCCCUCUUUUUCGUCGUCCUUUUUCAAGCCCGGCCUCCCCCGACUUCCCUUCUGUAUAACCAACAGCAUGAAUAGUACCCCACCUUCAGACAGAUUAUUCAAUAAAUAAAAAAAAGAAAUGGAGGAGGUUUGUGAAAGCUUGUCCCAUCAGCCUAAAUCUCCUCCUCCUCCUUUUUCCUCCCCCUCUAUCUUGGCACUCCAAGGCUGUCCGGUGGACUAAAGGUCAGCCUCGUCUUCUAACACGCAGGGAGGGGUUUUAUCCAAAAUUUAACAAAUUGAAUAAAUGUCUUUUUAAAAGCCCACAAUUCCAUUUUUUUUUUUAAAUCUCCACUUCUUCCCUUCUGUCCUCGUCCCUCUGUCCCAACUUCUCCCCUCCCUCGCUCUAUUGAGUUAACGCACUUAUAGACACCCCCCCCCCUCUUUGAGUUAACGCUUAGUUGCCCCUCCCUCCUCGUUUGGCUUUUUCUUAGUGUACUGGCGAAUGGCUGGUUUUAUUCCACUUUAAACAAACCAACACAAAAGGUUAUUAAACUGUCCGUUUAUUUUCAACAAACCCUGUGAUGCUUAGUUCUUGCUCCUCGUUGUGAUGGUGUAAAGGCUGCGUCCGGAUGGGAGGGGGUUGUGUUUAGAGCUGAGGUUUAUACAGAAGGGUCCUCCCACAAGGCUUUAUUGUGACACUGACGCGUCUAAAACAAACGACAAAGCGUUUUAACCUGCUGGUAAACACUCGCCUUCUCUUUCCAACUGAGACCCGGCGGUUUUUAUUCUACGCACGUCUGCUAGAUCUGAAAACACAAUAAAAACAUUUCAAAAAGCAUACAUUCCAUCUUAAUGUUUGUAGAAGGAGGAGCUGUCCUCCAUCCUGGAUCCUCCUCCAGGCAACAUCUGUACUGCUCUCCCCAAAUGUAAUUUCCCCUUUUUUUGUGUCUUAACAAAUCAAACUUUUUUCUGUUUUUCAUUUUUUGAGUACUGUAAAAUUCUAAAAGGUUUUGAGCUAAACUGUAAAUCUGUCUUUUGGAGAAAGGAUGAUUAGUUAACAGCUGUGAUCGCAGAGAGAACCCUGAAGCCGUAUCAGUCAGCUCCACAACUCUUCAUUAUAUUCCUGCCCUUCCUCCUCCUCCUCACGCCUAAAGUUUAGACUCCCUGCCUCUGCUUAUCCACCAUGUGAAUCCACACAGAGCCGAGGGGGGGGGAGGGGUGUGUCUCUGUGGACGGACACUCCUUGCUUCCUCAUUUCCUAAAUACCAACGGUAGUUUGAGUUCAUCAGCUGCUCUUCAAACUAAAAUAGUUAGAGCCUCAGUUUUUACCUUUGGGGAAAAAAUAUGUAAUGACAUUAAUUUAACUAUUUUCAAACAUUUACAUCUUUAAAAACAACCACAGGAAAUGUUGAACCAAAUCAAACUGCUUACCCAAGUUGACUCAUUUAGAAAUGGUUUGAAUUUAAACUCAUUCUUUUUAAAUGAGGAAGCAGUUGGAGUCCACAGCAGGUACGCCCGUGGAAGGAAUCUCCCCGGCAACUGAUCAACCAAUCAUCCGUUGCUCAAGCGAGAUCCCCAAAAAAAUGCAUAGUGUCAAUUAUUUUGGGGGAUCUAAUCUUUGAGACCCUCAAAAAAAUCUGAUUCAAACCGCUUUGACCCGCCAAAAUAAAAGAUCACACAAAGAUGAGGAAAUAGGACCUUUUCCUUUUUUUUUUACCUCAGUGUCACAAUAAGCUUGUCACCCACCAUCUUGACAUUCCACUUGGUAGGUGUAGAGAAGUCAUGUGUCUCAAUGUUUUUGUUUUGUUUCUUUUGCUGGGGACAAAUGUUUUCCUGCACUGAAGUACAAAAGGUUAAAAAAUAAAAUAAAAAAUGAUUUCCCCCCCCCCCCUCCCCUGCCGCUCUUUUUCUCGUUAGCUGAACAAAAAAGGCAGUUAUUCUACGCUUUAUAAGGAAAUAAAAAAAAAAAUAUCCCAUGCAGUAGUGAAUGUGGCACCGAGCCUGUCUGUAUAUCUGGUAUCUCAAAUAAUUUUGUUUUUACUGACCAGUAUUAUGCUUAAAAUAAAAAGGAAAAAAAAAAAAUAACCCCAAAAAAAAAAAGUUUGCUUCUGUGACGGUUUUAUUGCACGUUGUGGUGAAAAUUUAGAUUUUAGCUUGACACAAAAUAAUAAACUACAAAAAAACAAAUGACCCCUUUGACACCCCCUCCCACCCCCUAUCCCCACCUGGUUAUUGAAGUAAUCCUAGAUUUGUGUAUGUCUUUUAAAAAACUCAGACUCUAGUUUCACCUUUCAUGUUAUGAACAGGACAAAAAUGUAAAAGACAAUUUAAAGUGAAAUAAAGGUUUUAUCAGUUCCGAAUGAA
Messenger RNA from Pungitius pungitius (ninespine stickleback), 3373 nucleotides. It is a transcript of the gene ywhaba, whose product is annotated as tyrosine 3-monooxygenase/tryptophan 5-monooxygenase activation protein, beta polypeptide a. Gene Ontology annotation, biological process: intracellular protein localization; signal transduction. Gene Ontology annotation, cellular component: cytoplasm. Lineage: Eukaryota; Metazoa; Chordata; Actinopteri; Perciformes; Gasterosteidae. The coding region runs from base 165 to 899 and encodes 244 amino acids. The record is from RefSeq and is a predicted model, not a curated record. The transcript has 7 exons.